UCCAGCCGCAGCCCCAGAGAAUGAAUGAAAUUGAAAUAGCUGCUACAUUACAUGUACAAUACCGGGCUCUGCGGUGUUGCAUUCUAUCAUACUAUACCAAAAUGGCCACAGCGGUGCAGAACCCCCUCAAAUCGCAAUCUGGAGGUGCAGUCAUCAAAAACAGUCUCGGAGAGGAGUUUUAUAAGGAGGCCAUUGAACACUGUCGCAGCUACAAUGCCCGCCUGUGUGCGGAGCGCUCCAUGCGGCUCCCCUUCCUGGACUCACAGACCGGCGUGGCCCAGAGCAACUGCUAUAUCUGGAUGGAGAAGAAUCACCGUGGACCAGGUCAUGCUCCUGGUCAGCUGUACACGUAUCCUGCUCGCUGCUGGCGCAAGAAGAGACGGCUAAACAUCUUGGAGGACCCACGGCUUCUACCUAUCGAAUUCAAAAUUGACUAUGAGACCUCUCUAAAGAAGGAGGGGGGCAUCCCAGACGGCCCCGUCCUGGAGUCGCUGCUUGCUGGGGAGACGCUGGACAAGAAGGUGGAGACCAAGGAAGAGGAGCCAAUGAGUGAAUGUCAGAAGCUGCUUGUUGGGGAUUUUCCUCAUGAGCUAGAGGUGGACGACAUGGAGGAAGAUGUACCGAAGCGCAAGAACCGUACCAAAGCACGGGCCUAUGGUGUUGGAGGAAUGAGGAAAAGACAAGAGCUGCCUGCCAUUGAAGACAGAGAUAAGCCUUACGUCUGUGACAUCUGUGGCAAGCGAUAUAAGAACCGUCCUGGGCUGAGCUACCAUUACACUCACACACACCUGGCAGAUGAGGAGGGUGAAGAGGACUCGGAGCGACACACACUUCCCUUUCAACGCAAGAGCAACCACAAGCCUAAGAAAGCACCGGACGGCUCAGUGAUUGCCAAUGGCUACUGCGACUUUUGCCUUGGAGGCUCAAAGAAGACGGGCUGUCCCGAAGACCUUAUCUCCUGUGCGGACUGUGGACGCUCAGGCCACCCGUCCUGUCUGCAGUUCACAGUGAAUAUGACGGCUGCGGUGAGGACUUAUCGCUGGCAGUGCAUCGAGUGCAAGUCCUGCAGCCUGUGUGGCACCUCUGAGAAUGACGACCAGCUGUUGUUCUGUGACGAUUGCGACAGAGGCUACCACAUGUACUGUCUGAGUCCUCCCAUGUCUGAACCACCAGAGGGGAGCUGGAGCUGUCAUCUGUGUUUGAGACAACUGAAGGAGAAGGCCUCGGCCUACAUCACCCUGACUUAAUCUGCAGAGCACGUCCUCACGGCCCCUCGCCCUCUCCCAAACCACCUCUCUGUCGCUCCUCCCGUGUUCUUCAGCAUCUCCACCUCUCCCGUUUUACUGAUCUACUCAUCGGCACAGUUUUCACAAUCUGUCCCUGCGACCUUUGGAGCACGCAGAUUACCCACAGUGCUAUGCCUGCUCCCGAGCAUCUCUCCAGCGGCGAGCCACACUCCGUCCUCUUUUGCCCCCUGAAAUUCCCUUUUGUGCUUGACCCGAACUCCAGCCUCCCUCUCCUCCGUCUCAGCAGAGGAAUUCAUCAGCCGGCAAUAAGUUUGUCAGCAAGACACACACUUCAGCCCGCCAAGGGCACUUCUGAGACAUACUACUCCACAGGAACCCUCAUAAGGGCCCUCGGAUGUGCCCUAAUGAUCUUCAGCUGUGACUCUCUCAUGUAGUGAGUAAAAAUUAAUAAAACGGUGACAUGUUUGAGAGAGGACGAAGCUGUGGAGAACCAUGGAGCAGUGCAUCUCAGUGUUUUUCCAACUGUGAAAUGUACAUUCAACCAAAAUUUUAUUUUCUUCUCUCUGUCCUCCUUUGUGUACGGCAGAGCUGCAGAGACACUGAACUCUCCUCUGGUAUUUGUCUGGAUGUCUUUUUCAACCAGGGAGUAAAUUGUACAGAAUUUAAUCUGAUUUGAUUUUUGAACCACACUCUCAUGAAAAGACUCAACUCAGUGGUAAAUAAGAGGCAUCCGGUCAGGAACUCAGACCACCUUUGACCUCACCCUUUCUUCUCUCUGUGCAUGGGGUUCCCACAACUUAAUGGUGCAUUUUAGAAAUUGACACUGAAGGUUUUUAGUGCAUGGUUUUGGCUCCUGGAUAAAUGGAGAGAAGGAUUUUUUCUCCUCCAUUCAAAUCAAACUGUGUAUUUGAAAAAAUAACAGUUUCGGCUUAGCAUCUCUCGCAAGCCCUUACCUGACCUGCAUAUAACCUUUCCACCCACGAAACCAUGACUGUGAAGCCAGUGCAAGACUGUAACACUUCUGGUGAUUGGUGUGUUGUCUAUGAUCUCAGAAUGUAGGACUGGUGUGUGGAAAUAUGCAGCUCUCAUGCCGAGGCCUGAAAACACAUUUUCUAUGAUUCCUUUUAUUUAUUUGUGUUCAUUUGCAUGUUAUUAAUUUUAUUCUUUAAAAAGAACUUUUAAUUGAAAUGGAAAGGAAAGCACACUUAAUUCGCAAUAAUGUGUUUGUGAUACAAACUCUUUAGCCGCCCAUUGUAACUUUGAAGUUCUGUUUGUGCCUGUGUCUUAGUGGAUUUCUUUGAACGGUGCAGCCAGUGACUGUGGCCAGUCAAAUACCAGUUAGAUCUAUGAAGAGGUCAAAGACCAAGUGAUCUGAAUGUAGAACGGAAGAUUUAACAACAUAGGCAGACUGAUUGAGAUACAAGUCCCGCUGUAAGUUUGAAGUACAGAGUAAAGUUUAAAAGUGUUAAAGGGACAAGUUCAAAGUUCACAUUUCAUUGUGCAACAUUUCACAGUGUUACACAAGUGGACAUCGUCUGGCACACAAUACACUGUAUAUAAAAACAAAUUCCUGCUCACUUUCAUAUUUUUCCCUUUAAAGCUUUAUAGCUGUAAAACAGCCUAAUAGCUUAUUCAAGACAAGCUAUGUUCUGAAACUGCAUACCUUGGGUAGAAAUCUAUCCCAGUCAUGAACCUUGGUAAGAAACUUUUGACAUUACCCUGAGCGUUAGGUUUGGAGCGCAGUAAAGGGAAGAUGUCAAACAUUUUGAAAUUAUUGGCUAUUCACACCAUUCCACUCAUCACAGAUUAAAUUGCUAAAUACUAAAAUUUUUCUGCAAACUUUAAUGACUUCCCUCAUGUUUUGAGACAGAUUUGGGACACUAAAUCCUCCAGUCAAGGUAUAUUUCAUAUCAUAACUGCAUAUUGUCAGCAUGUAGCUGUGUUUACAGCCCUCUUUUGGGUGACGUUGCACUAGCUUUUUUGUUUUUAACAUCAGCUGUUGUUAUAUGUUUCUUCUGAAUUUAGAGUGAUUUUUAAUUUGUUUUAAAGUGUGACUGCAUCAAAAGUUUUACGACAUGUGUAGAUCCUUUUUAUUUCUAGUCUUUAACAAAUGCAGUGACUAAAGAAAAUCUGCAUUUGACAAAGAUUGCACAGUUAUAUCUUUCCACACAGUUUGACGUUUACUAAAUUGAGACAAACUGAUUUUUGAUCCUUGUUGUUUUAUUGUUAUUGUUGUAUUAAUUUUUGUUGAUAUCAGUUUUAGCAGACUGAUUUUCUUUUUAAAUAAGUUCUUUGUGUUUUUUCUGAGCUUCUGUCUGAGUGACAACUCCCACAUGAAGAGUGUUUUUGUUGGGGUGACUUAGGGUUUGGACAAGGUGCAUUCACUGAAUAGGAACAAAAGUUUUUUUGAGACUCCAAGAAUCUGAGCACUGGUCAGGGCCUGUAAAGCUUGAAAUGAACAGAUUGUGGUCACCAGACAGUUAAUGGAGUGAAUUUAUAUCAUCAUUUUUUAUUUAUUAUAUUUUCUAUAUUUUUGUUUUCUAGCCAAACUCACCACGCAUAGCGUUCACAUUAGCACCACACUCACUAACACACAACUUUAUGCACCAACACACAUAUUACUUGGCAACUUGGGGUUAAGUGCCUUCCAGGAGGAAGCUGGAAUCAAAAACGUUCAGAUUGCAACUAACUACUCUUCCUACUGAGCCACAGUCACCCACACAAUCAUCAUCAUUUCGGUCUUAUCAUUUCAAGUAAAAGGGUGGAGAUGUCAUUGGUUAUAGGACAUCAGGGUUGUCACAGUCAACUUAAAAUCAUCUACAACUUCUGAUUUCUGGAAACGUUCACUGUUUUUUUGCUAAUAUGUUACACUUAGACUGUAAAACUGUGAAUUUAAUGCUUCGUUAUUCUGAUUUCACUGUUUUUGUUCCAUUCAGGAUCUGCCUACCCCGGUGCAGGGAAUAGUCCUGACAAUGUAUUUGUCAUAGUAACAGCACUUAUUCAAUUCAGUUCAGUUCAAUCCAGUAAUAGACUAUUGAGCUUAAAGGGUAAUUAAAGAACACUACAAUGGCUGCAGUGCACUUCUUCAAAUGAUUAUUUUUUUCUGUAUAAAGCAGCAACACUGACAGUAGCCUGUAGAGGAUUAGCGAGACUCGCAGCAUCAGUGAGUCUAAUUCACCUAAACAAUUGAAACUUACUUGACAAACAGUCUGGGGGACGUUAAGGAUUCUUGGUAGUUAGAUUCUGAAGUAUGAAGGUUUAAGAUAACAUAAUGGAAACAAACUUGUAAGUCUCUUACAUCUUUAUUUACCUAUUAAAGAAGUGAAUACUUCUAUCUUUUUCCCAUCAUAUAUACAGUAGCUUAGCCAUAUUUUCAAGAUGUAUUCUUUAACUUAAACCAAUCAGGAGCAGAACAAAACAGUUUUACAUGACACAUGGUUAACACUUGGUGCACCUACAUUUUUGAAUCUUUCAGUUACCAUUAAGGUGACCUUUGCUCAUUUUUGUACCAUGAUUUUUUAACUGUUUUAGCUGCACUGCUCUUUUGAGCCUGCAAAUCUUGUCCUGCACCUCUUAGAAGACUCCAUAGUGCGUUUUGAGGCAUGUUUUGUAUCACUAUGUUGCUUUAAAUACUUUUUUCCCCCACUGUACUGGAAGAACAAUUCUUGACCAUCUGUUGGCUGUGGCUUUACGGCUUGUUUUUCAGAGCUGUUAAGUACCAGUUUAAUGGUUAGGUCAAAACGGCCGGGCCUUUUUUGAACGACUGAUCCAUCUUUCCAUGUAGAUUAAGUGAAAGAAGUAGAAAGUUAUUACAAGUAAUUACGAAUGCAAUUUAAGCAAGCCCUUGAUGUAAACAUGCAUAUGAAUUAACGCAGUAUGGCUGUGGUGUUACGUAGCUGGUCAUGGUCAUCUGCUGGAAUGUUGGAGAGAACACAUUCAUAUAGUUCUUCAUUCACUGAAGGAGUAAAUUAAUGUUCAAAAAUGUACCGAAGCAAUUGGUGGCAAAUGAAAGUUAUUACAUCACUUUCAACUUUAAGAUAGCUAAGAAGAUAUCAAAAGUUUUGACUUUUUCACUACAAAUUGGUAGUGAAAAAAUUCUAAAGCCAGUCAGAAUUCUCUGAAGUGCAGUAUUUAUAUGUAUUUUACUACAGUUUCUAAGAAAGAUUUUUCAGUGAAUCUACUCAGUUAUCUAAUAGACCAAAGGUGUUAUUCAAGAUUAUGUCAAUUAGACAGAUUCAGAUUCCCUCACCUUUAAUCUCUUGUCACAUUUUCCUGUCUUACCACAAAUCUUGGUAUAUUAGAAUAAAGGGCCUAAAUGUGAAAAAAAUAAGGGAGUUUGUGAAAAAUGUAAUAAUUUUCAUGAAUUGAAGUACAAGUUGCACUUCUGAUGGACGCUUGUUCUCAGUAGUGGAUGGAAAUUCAAAAAGUGUGAAGUUCACAGUUUCCACUGUGACAUGACAGGGCACAUUUUGCCAUAAUGUCACCAUUUUAUUAUUUGUUUCUUAUAUUUAAGGAUCAACUGACUAAAUGAGAAGCAAAUCUCAAUGUUUUAUGAGUAUCACCGAGUGGUCAGAUAAUUAUUAGCCAAAUCAGUCAGAGCAUAGGUCAAGCUAUGAGUUUCACUUUCAGUUUCAAGCCUUCAACAUGCCAUGGUGAGUGAAUCUUCAUCAGUACAGUUUGGAUAUCAUACUUAUUGCAAGUAAGGAAUGUCCUAAAAAUCGAUGGCUUUCUGGCUUAUGUGGUGAUCAAAUUAUGCGUGCUGCCAAAGGUGUAGUGAGACCAGGAUGGUGUGUUAUUUUUAUAAGGCAUUGUGCUAUUAAAAGUAAAUAACAGAUCCAGAGUAGUUUGGCCUGGGUUUAACAUUCACAUACAUUGCUAUACAUGUUAACAUAAAUUAACAUGUUGUGUUCUAUUUUGUUUUUGGUUUAGAAAGCCAUAUUUACUAGAACUUCAUAAAUAGAAAACCAUGCAACUAGAGUAUUAAUUCCCUCUUCCUGACAUUCUGAUUUUUAUAAUACCUUCUGAGCUCUUUAACAUCUUGGACACUAUGAACUGUGCACUAAAGCCCCAUCCAAAAAGCUGAAGCUCAACACUUCUUGGAAUAUAACUUGGCUACUUAAACAGUUCUUCCCAAUGUUAAUAUUGCACACACUGAGAAUAAAAUGACAAUAUAUUUCUGAUAUAUUUCACAGUCCUGAAAUAGGCCAAAAAUAUGUUGGUAUGCUAACCAUGUUCAUCAUGACCUCAGUAUGCUUAAUAAGCUUUUUUAAAGCUUGCACUAAACAGCUCUCCUCAGAUUUAAAGUACUAUUGUUUUUUUUAUCUAUAAACAGUUUAACUGGAUUUUUUAAAAGCCACUUUAAUGGCCACUCUUGAUGGGCAAAGUGCUGAGUGAGAAAGAGUCACUCAGCCUUCCCAAAUCAUUUGCUGUAACAGAGCAGAACUACAUUGAUUUGUCUGAUAGAUUUAAGCUUGGAAACAAUAGCUGUAAAUAUCAGAAUAUCUUCAGAUCAGCAAAUAACAAUUUCACGCAAUAUUUCCCAUGCUUAUGUAUAAAUCCAUACCAUUCAAAUUUGCUGGCUUUAGUUAAAGUUGAUCUUGUUUAAAUCAUCAGCUUGUGCAAGUUUUACCCAAACUGUCGGACUGCAGGUGAAAAGUUAUGCCACCACUUCAGUUCAGAGUAAAAUCCAGUGGCGCAAGAAUGACACAAUAAGCUACUACUUAAGCUUUCAUUCAUUAUCAUUAUGUUUAGAGCUUUUUUUUUCUUUUGUCUUGUUGGAUAUUACACAGUGUGGACACAUUUGGUCCUCAGGAGAGUUUUUGUGAGGUAGUGGGAACCCUAACCUUGUCUCAGAAUUAGUGAAAAAUGCAUACUGAACCAAAAUAGCUGUUUUGUUUUUGUUUGUUUGUUUGUUUUUUUAAAGAAAAACAGAUUUCUAAGAUGAAUCAGUUGCAUGGCACGACAUCAUGCAAUGCUGGUCAUUUCACCCCAUCACUAUUUUAUGGUUUUGCAUGUUUGAUUUCAUGUCUAGUAAAGGUUUAGUUUUGCAGAAAAUGUUGAUUCGUACCCAUCCUGAAGGCAUUUUGUUCCCACUGUGACAGCUGAUUAAAAGUAACAUUCUGUGAGCUAAUAAUAUUUUACUGUAAAGAAAUGUAAAUGUAAGGUGUCAGAAUUGUCUAUCAGCGGAAAAAUCUCUCAUAAAUAUUCUGCCCUUAUUAGGACUGAUAAUCUGUCAUAUUUAGUUAAUUUGCCUAAAUGGAGAUGGAAACGGGGUGCAAUAAACAAGUUGAAAUAGUGAUAUAUUAUAUUGGAUUAUAGUAUAAUUGAUAUCUCAGCAUUUGGAGGAUCAUUUAACUCCAUGAUUCGUAAUAAAAGCAUAUCCAUGAGAAAAGGUUGCUCUACAGUGGGCAUAAAAUGGAAGAAAGUUGGGAUGAAAUGGCAGCAUGUAUUCAUAAAAAAGAAUGAUGAAUUGUAAAAAGGGCAAACUGACCUAGCUCUCAGAAAGCUGCACCGGGGUUACAUUCACCUCAGUGUACUUACAGAAUUCACACCUUGCACUUGAAUAGCACUCUUUCACAUUGUUAAAACGGGAUGAACAUUUUCACAAACAUGCUGUCCAAUAACCUAUUCUUUUAUCAUUAACCAGUCAGAGCUAACAUUUAGACUUGAAGUGUGCUUGAGUGAAAAUGUUUCUUGAUAAGCCUUAGCUGGAAAAUGUUUGUCUUUUGAGUGGUGAGUAAAGACAAUGUCAGGGGAGAGUAAACAGCCUUUUUACCGGGAGCUUUCUUGGCACUGGGAUAAGCGUGGUGGAGUCAAACUCAUUUUGAUUGUACUCUCUAGGGAGGGUGUGGAAGCCAUGUUGGACUGUGAUUGUCUGAUAAAAUGUGAGCCUUCACUUUGUACAAAAUGGACAAACCGAUGUGAAGGAGAUGCGAGGGGUGGGGACAACAGAACCCUCACCCGGAUCCACGGGGCCCAUGGUUCGGCCUGGUCUUUGGCUGCUGGACGACGAGACUUUGGGCCACUCUCUGACUUUCUUGUAAAUUGUUGUUCUUCUGUGAUCUUGCUUGCACUUUUUUGUUUCCUUUCUCAAAACCCUGAAACUAAUUGUAAGUAUGUAAGUGUGUGGGUGCGAUUGCACUUUUUAUUUUUAUUCUUGCCAUUUUUAAAAAAAAUGUGAUUGUAUGUUGUUAUCAACACUAGAUGCAGAGCAAUUUUUAAUUUGUAUUUUCUACCUGGGAAGGAAGAUGAAAUCUUCUUGGACAUUUUUUUAACCCCCCUUCACCCUUCCAGCUCCCGGUCUCUUUCUCUGUCUGGUACCUGGGAAUGCUUUGAAGUGUGGACUGUGACUGCAUUGCUGCCAUCAUUGCUGUCAGUCAUUCUCUGUGAAUUCAUUUGGCUUUCUCAAUUUACCCAGUUUUUUCUCUUCCCUUGACUCUUUUUUUCCAUUAAAAAUUGCAAUUGAAAAUGAGCCUCAA
Messenger RNA from Xiphophorus couchianus (Monterrey platyfish), 8725 nucleotides. It is a transcript of the gene dpf1, whose product is annotated as double PHD fingers 1. Lineage: Eukaryota; Metazoa; Chordata; Actinopteri; Cyprinodontiformes; Poeciliidae. The record is from RefSeq and is a predicted model, not a curated record. Bases 21 to 1247 code for a protein of 408 amino acids. Gene Ontology annotation, biological process: nervous system development. Gene Ontology annotation, cellular component: nBAF complex. The transcript is spliced from 12 exons.